Molecule: messenger RNA, 3812 nt
Organism: Limulus polyphemus (Atlantic horseshoe crab)
Lineage: Eukaryota; Metazoa; Arthropoda; Merostomata; Xiphosura; Limulidae
Product: protein scabrous-like
Exons: 5
Coding region: 382-3030 (882 amino acids)
Source: RefSeq, a predicted model, not a curated record
ACUACAUGCAGCUGCCAACGUAAAAGGCACGUGGAGUCUUACCACCCCGCGGCAGAUGUGUAACGCAUUUCUAUUGCCCCUAAGUAAGCUUUCCUGUCAUACGUCAGGGGCCGCGUCUCGGAGUAUAUAGACGCGUGUUAUCAUCAGUCUUCGUUAGUUUAGAAGCUAGACGCACCACGACUGUAUUGAGUAGCGCUUUUUGUGCAUGUGCUCUCGAGUGUAGCAACGAGCUCAUAGCGUAGCGAUAGUCACUAGAUCUUUUUUCAAGUUUUUGAAAGGUUUAAGCCACAGUUAUUCAUUUAUGAAACUGAACGGCGUAGGAACAACUGAAGUACUUAUGGUUUUGGCUGAUAUAGCAAUACGGAAACUUCCAAUUGUAUUAUGAUGGAAUACAAAUUUUGUCAGCCAAAUCUUUUGGCUCUAGCAAGGACACUGGUCAGUUUUCUUUUAUUGCUUCAGUCUGUUUCAUGUUCCUUGGAUAGUUUUGCGCCAUCUGAACUAAACAGUGUGACAAAUAUGUUGAAAGAACUCAAGUCAGAAGUGGAGACUCUGCGUGAGGCCCGCCAUCAAGAUAAGGCUUUUAUCAAAGUACUAGAACAACGUGUAAACUGGUUGGAGAGAUCCACAGCUUCAUCUCAACAUCCUACUUUACAGCCUCCACUUGUCACUCCACCGCAUUUGAAAAUCCUCGACAAGUCGGAGUCUCAUCAUCAUUAUAAAGGGAGUUCGAAAGCACAUCAUCACCAUCAUGUCCGUGCUAGUCGUACACACGGGACGGUCCGUAGCCUCGAGAAGGAACAUCGGGUUUUAGGCAGGUUGGAAAGUCAGCUUCGGCAGCUCCAACGAGAUCUCGCCGAGAUUGUAGCCGUCAAAGAAAGAGAGGUCGGUGUCACAGAAGAAGCUGGAGAUUUGAGGCUGGAGACUGAGCUCCUCCGUACAGAAAUCCGCCGACUCCAGCAGAAUCUGAAUAGCUUACGGGCCGACAGAGAGCAUGACCAGGAGACUUUGGCUCCACUCCGUGUGAAUCAAGCCACUAACAAAUGGCUGCAAAAGACUGUUGAACAUCUCCGAUCAGAGAUCGGGGAACUGGCGGCAACCCUGAACGUUUCGGCCUCACUGAACCGGUGGCACACCUUCGAGUCGACAGUUGCACUUCUAAAGUCUGAUUUCGUUGCCCUUCAAAAAGAAGUUGAAGCACUUCAGGCGCUACAUAUGAAAGACGCAGCUUCAGUAGAUCAGCUCCAAGAAGAAGUGAAGGAUCUGAGAAGUCUGUCUCAAAAACUCUCCGUCAACUAUCAGCACCUUUCUGAGGAGGUCGCCUCCCUCAAAGACGAAGAAGAGAUUCAAGCGGCUAAUAGACGAUCCGUCUCAAGGAUUUCCCCUCACGAGGAAAAAAACACAAAUGAAGUAAUGACCAGAAGAACCUCAGCAAGUGUUACAGAAGAUAAUGGUUCUACCAAAAGAGACCAUCAUUUCAGUGGCUUCCAUAAGUCAGGAAUAUUCCAUCGAACACAUCGCCACAGACACGUGAAAAAAGAGUUAACUAUGAUGCAGAAAACCAUGGAAGCAAUUGAAAAGAAACAAGCUAAAAUUCAACGGGAUAUUCACUGGAUGAAGAAAAACUAUACAACCAUGAGUUCUAAUGUUCACGCCCUUUCACGCACUACCAGUCUUCUUGAGAACCAAAUUCCGAGUUUUAAAAAACAACAGUUUGAUAUGCAUAGACAAAUGAAAGAAAAUAAUGGUAUAAGUGAAAGCCUACAUCAGGAAAUUCGGGCCACUAAGAAAGAACUUAAGAACAUCACUCAGACCAUAGAGGUUGUAGAGAAGCUUCAUUCCUCUUCACUUAGACUUUUCGAAGCUCUCGAAACCAUGGAAGGUCGAUUCGACAAAAGCAUCCAUGAUCUCCAAAAAGAAGUUUCCAAGUCUGAUUUCAAUCUUGGUCAGUUGCAAUCUUCUUUUGAAAUUAUUCGUGAGGACCAAAAUGAUCACUACGAAACACUUAAGACACUGAAUAAAGAUUAUUCGAUCCUAAAAAUGGAAGUCCAAAGAGAUCGUUACAAGGUUCUGGCUCUUCAGAAUGAGGUUCUUAACCAGUCUUUGCAGGAAUGCAAAACUAAUAAUGAGGAAAUUCUAAAAGAAAUGAAAUUGACGAACCUUGAUAACAAAAUUGGAAAACUACAAACACAAAUCAAUGAUAACCAGUUAAAAGUUGAUGCCUUGUACACCCAAGUUAAGACAAAAAUUGAUACCACCUCUCUUUCGGCUUGGAAUGAACGCCACGAAGAGUUGAAACAAGGAAUACACAAUAUCUCAUCAUCGAUACCACAGAUAAAGUCCUACUACUCUGAUUUAAAGAACGAAAUUUCAAAAUUUGUGAAUUUAUUACCAAAAGAUUGCUCUAUGAAACAGGUAACCAUGCCAACAGCAGAGCGCAAGAGUGGCGUGCAUCUGAUCCACCCUGAAGGUGUUGAGUAUGCUGUCCCUACUUAUUGCGACAUGGAUACUGACGGUGGAGGUUGGACAGUAAUUCAACGAAGAGAGGACGGAUCAGAAGAUUUCUACCGUGACUGGGAAGACUAUAAACGUGGAUUUGGAGAACAAUCGGGAGAAUACUGGCUAGGAAAUGAGGUUAUCCAUCACAUGACCACCAUGGACAAUUACACUUUGCGAAUGGACAUGUGGGAUACGUUUGGCCACUACAAAUUUGCUGAGUACGAGAUAUUCAUUGUGGCUAACGAAACUGACAAUUACCGCCUGGUGAUUGGUGGUUACCAUGGAAACGCCAGUGAUGCGAUGGAAAAUCACAAUGGGAUGGCUUUCAGCACCAAAGACCGCGAUAACGACGCGAGUAGCACCCACUGCGCAGUGUACUAUUCUAGUGGCUGGUGGUAUAAUCACUGUCAGUACGUCAACAUUAAUGGCCGAUAUAACAUCGGACUCACGUGGUACGAUAUUGACCAACACGAGUGGGUGCAACUUACUAAGGUUGAGAUGAAGUUAAGACCCUCGAAAAUAAGUUAUUUGUAGGAAUGAAGUUCAGAAAUUACAUUAAUUAAAGAACAAAGAAAACAGAUGGCGUCUUGGAUAAGAACUUUGGUGUAUCACGCUGAUUAUUCCUCAACAAUAAAUAUAAAUUAGUCAUGAGAAAUUGUAUAAUAAAAGUCUUAGAAUUGUGUAAGUGUGUAAGUUUCUACCAAAUUGAUCGUGAGCUGUGAAAGUUUCUCGUGCCAAGUUGCACUUGUUCAAUAGCUCCAUUGAUACGCUAUUUUUGGAACACUGCCGAAUUUUAUCUUAUUUACCUUUUUAUUCAAGAUUUGUUUUGUAGGUGCUUAUAAACGAUUGAGACAUAGUCAUUGUACAUAGAAGCUUUAAAAAUAUUGAUGUUUUCAAUCAUUUCUUGAAGUUCCUUAGAAACAGUCAAUGUGUUGUCCAAGUUUUCUGAUAAUUUCUUAGCCUUUUUGAAUGCAAAAGUUCUUGUACUUAUAUUUAUUUUUUUAACUGAGACCUAGCUGAAAAAUAAUUACAAUUAUAAUACAGUGCUAAAACUUCGUAACCUCUAUUGGAUAUUUUUCUGUGUGGAGAAACACAUUACGAAAUAUCGGCGUUUAUUCAGUUUAACCACAGUUAUAACGUUUUCUUAUAGCACUAUCCGUACAGACACCACAUCUGUAUCUUCGUAAACUAAAUUUCAAACAAUUAAAUAAGACGUAUUGAUCUUAAUUCUGGUUGUUGUGAAAGGAUCAGAUGAAACGCUUUACGUCUCUCAACUUCUGUUUGCUAUUUAUUUCCGUAAUUAUUCUUCAUUCUCC